This is a messenger RNA of Leptosia nina, 732 nucleotides long. NCBI's taxonomy places the organism in Eukaryota, Metazoa, Arthropoda, Insecta, Lepidoptera, Pieridae. The record is from the annotation of a GenBank genome assembly.
AUGCGUCCGGCGAGUUGGCGGGCGAUUCCCCACGGUGUCUCAGCGUGGCACGGCGGUGGAGGCACGGCGCGGCCGUCUGACACCGCGACGUUGCCGCGCCGCGCCAGCUGCGAGAGAGACGAGCGCCUACCCUAUUAUUUACGCGCGACAUUGCCGCGCCGAUCGGCCUACGUUGAUUACGAGGACACCGCUUUUACAAAAUCCAAAACAAUCCGCGUUCCUCACUUGAAUAACACCAAAGAUAACAUUUGCCAGUUCGAGGGCGACAGGAAACCGGUUUUAGUCUAUUUGCUGAAAACGUCGGCGAAAACGUCCGUACCACAGCGCGCGUUUGAAGUAACUAAGGCAUUUUCGGUCGUAUCGAAUCGGAUCAGCAAUCGUGAAAGGUCGGGUGUUUUGGGGCUCGCGGGGUGCGGGAGGGGUGUACGGGCGGCCAAUGAGAUCGUUCGUUCGACGCAGGCGGCGGGCGAUGUUUGUCGACGACCAAUGGCAACGGUUCUGGCCGCGCUCCGCCUGUUGCAGACCGGUUGCCGCGUUCUUCUGUCUCCUUCUGUGCGUCGUGCGUCCUUUUCUAAAUGCGGCUCGUUCGAUCUCAGCUUUGUUUUUUGUAUCGCGGCCUCACAUAGAAAAAUAAACCGACAUUUUGGAUUAGCCGCGCGACGCGAGGGUCUUGACGUUAUUUAUUCUGUUUGUAGGGAGAUAAAUAUACGGUCGAGCGGACGCGGCAGAUAG